Myiozetetes cayanensis is the source of this 1663-nucleotide messenger RNA. It is a transcript of the gene GNG13, whose product is annotated as G protein subunit gamma 13. Gene Ontology annotation, biological process: sensory perception of taste; phospholipase C-activating G protein-coupled receptor signaling pathway. The transcript has 3 exons. Lineage: Eukaryota; Metazoa; Chordata; Aves; Passeriformes; Tyrannidae. Gene Ontology annotation, cellular component: heterotrimeric G-protein complex. The record is from RefSeq and is a predicted model, not a curated record. Gene Ontology annotation, molecular function: G-protein beta-subunit binding. Bases 1065 to 1268 code for a protein of 67 amino acids.
AUGAGGUCCCUUCCAACCCAACCCAUUCCAUAAUUCUAUGAUUCUAUUAUAUCAUUUUAUAUAUUUUUAUAUAUAUAUAUGUGUGUGUGUGUGUGUAUUUUGCAGAGAGGACAAACUCCUUUAAGGCCACAGGUCCAGGAAAAAGGAGCUUUAGGAGCUGGAUUUGGGCAAUUUUUACUUUGUGCAAACCUUGUUUUGUUUUGGUUUUUUUUAAGCAGCAAAGUUUGCCUGAAGUUCAGUUUUAAUGUGUUGUUUAAUGAAGGGGGGUUUGUGUUGGGUGUCACCUCUUUGUGGUUUCUCAUCAAUUAUCUUGGCUUUAAUCGGUUCCCAACUGUUCCAGGGUUUUGUGGCUCCCUAUAAAUCCCACAUCGAUAUUUUCUGAACGUUGCCCUUUUCCCCUUGUGCUGACCCUGCCCUUUCACCCGCCAGAUGUUCAGUCCCAACUGCUCACUUGGGGCAUUUAUCCCUCUUUCUCUUUCCCCCUUUUUUCACCCCAUCCCUCCCCAGGUGCCCCCCAGCCUCUCCUGCCCCUGCAGCACCAGGAAAGCGGGAAGAGCCCCAACAUCCCGAGGCAGCCGAGCGGGAAAGGCGCGGGGGGCUGGCUUUGCUAGGGAUGCUGCCGGGAACGCAGGCAGGGACGCAGGGAGGGAUGCGGGGCCUCCCUGGGGUUCCACCGUGUCCCACCACACCCCCCCUCCCUCCUGGGGGCCCUUCUGUCCCCGGGGGAUGCGGGAGGGCCGGGAUAACCCCAAUUUGGCAGCUCGGCCGCCGGGUACCGGGGCUGUGCUACCAUCCCGGGCGCUCCCGUUCCGCGGAGCCAAAUCCCCCGGGAGCAGCGGGGGGAGGACGCUCCCAUUAUCCGGCUCCUGCCGUGGCGGAGGCAGCUGGACCAGCCGUGCAUUAAUAGAUUACACAGAGGAUUUGGGCUCGCCACCAUCCAGGGAAGCGCUCGCGGGAGGGACACGGGCAAGGCCAGGGCGGCUUCCCGAGCGCCGGACGCGGCCCCGCUGCCAUCCCGCUGACUCCUUCCCCCGCACAGCCCCACAGGGCCCCUGGACCCCGCCAUGGACGAGUGGGACCUCCCGCAGUGGAAGAAGGAGGUGGAAAGCCUCAAGUACCAGCUGGCCUACAAGAGGGAGAUGUCCUCCAAGACCAUACCUGAGUUUGUGAAGUGGAUCGAGGACGGCAUUCCCGAGGAUCCCUUCCUGAACCCGGAGCUGAUGAAAAACAACCCCUGGGUGGAGAAAGGCAAAUGCACCAUCCUGUGAGGGGCCCCCCCUGCGCUCCCCCUGCUGAAUGUACUUUUUUAUUAGUUAGUUCCAACAUGAGAACCUGAACAAAACCCUGCCCUCACCUGUCUCCUUCUUUGUAGUGCUAGAAGUGGUUUUAUAUUUGGGGGGACACGGGAGGGGCAGAGCUGGGGGAGCAGGAGCAGCAAAGGUUUUUCCAGGGUUUUUCUGCAGCUUCAUUCAGACCUCACCCCCCUCUGCCAUCAAAACAGGAACAUUUUGCAACUUGUAAAGAAAAUUUUUAUAAAAGACCCCCUCAUUUUCAGUGAUUUUAAAUACUUUUGUAUACUGUAGGAUAUCUCAUUUUGCAGCAAAACAGGCACAAUAUGACAACUAAGGGUUUAUCAAUAAACAGAACAAUACUUCGUUAUUAA